This is a messenger RNA of Caenorhabditis elegans, 1461 nucleotides long. It is a transcript of the gene F21A9.2, whose product is annotated as C2H2-type domain-containing protein. Gene Ontology annotation, molecular function: RNA polymerase II-specific DNA-binding transcription factor binding. Bases 216 to 1394 code for a protein of 392 amino acids. The transcript is spliced from 9 exons. The record is from RefSeq and is marked reviewed. Gene Ontology annotation, biological process: regulation of transcription by RNA polymerase II. Lineage: Eukaryota; Metazoa; Nematoda; Chromadorea; Rhabditida; Rhabditidae.
UUGUUCAGUCACUUCAUCUGCUCUUCCCAAUCUUCCUUUUGUCUUCUUCUUCUUCACCUUAUCAUCAAAAUCUGUGUGACUCGGAGUGCCGGAGCACGCACAACUUGCUCUGCGCCCCGCGUUGUCCCUGAGAUCUUAUCGCUCACUCGAGCCCAUCUUUCUUCGUCGGAAGCCUCUUCUUUCGUUUUCUCAUUCGGCCACUUCAUUUAUAUACAAUGGAUGUAAACCAAUCGAUUCUGCAUAAUACAAUAGCUAGCUCAAUACGAAAACAAGUUAUGACCGCACCAAUCGAGUUUAGAUGUGGCGAUUGUGUUGGACCGUAUUCUGUGAGCGGCAAUGGACAACUGUUGAGGAUUACUCUCUCCAACUUCACCGGUGAAUCGAUGGGUUUCGAGAUGGAAUCGAAUCCAGUGACGCGGAGAAUUCAAGCAGCCCAAGGUCCACUUCUAGCUAAUUGUGUCAUUAUGCAGACAGGUCCCGUGUUCACAAUUCUUUUCACAAAAAAUCUGACGACCGUGGAGCCACUUCGAGCCAUUCUUGUCGCUGAUAUGAACUAUCGUCUGGAGCAAGAAAAGUUGGAGAAAAAACACGAAUGUCCACACUGUCACGUGGCAAAAUUCAACUCCCUUCACAAUUUGAAAGUUCAUGAAGAUUUGUACUGUAGUAAGAAGAAACUCGGAAAUGUAGUUGAAAAUGCGGAUUCUCGAAAACAACAAAAUGUUAUUUUGUUGCCAAUGGCGUUUCAUGACCUCUUUCAGCAGAAUCCCUUUCAGGUAGUGGGUCCUGUUACUAUUGGACGAAAUUCGGCAUUAAUCAACUCAAAUCCUUUGCUCAUUCAUAACAAGAGAAAAUUGGAAAUGCCAAACUUUUCAACUUCGAAACUCUCCGUGCAGAUUCCUAUUAUCAAUUUGGAUGAGAAGAAUGUAAGAACUUCAACUCCUCUGGAUUUAUCCUCAUCACCCCAUGCACCAAGUGUUCCAUCACUCUCAGCCAGUUGUUCUCCAACUUCAAAAAGCUCGAGCAGUGAGCCAAUCUACCCGGAAAGACCAUUCUCGUGCACUUGUGGAGUCUCGUUUUCGUCUCAGACCACGUAUGACGCGCAUAAGCAACUGUACUGUAGCCACACAACUCGUGUAUCAUCUCCAGGUGGUGGACCACACAGAAAUGAUUCUUUGAGAAAGGUACCGGAGAAGUGUACAAAAUGCGAUUUUGUGCCGACAUCGUCCUCGCAGCUAUCUAUGCACAUUCGAUCAUCGCAUCAGACAACGAAGACAUUCACAUGUUUGGUGUGCGGCUACCGAGCAUUCAGUAUGCGAGGGAUUCGUACGCAUAUGAGAUCUCAUUCUGACGAUGAAGCUUUGAAAUUCAAAGCCAAUGAGCCCGAUGAAACAUGAAUGGAUAAAAAUAUAUUUUAAGAAAUUAGACAAUUUAUUUUCAGCUCAAUAAACGGGUUUUAAUAAU